This is a messenger RNA of Cucumis sativus (cucumber), 794 nucleotides long. Its product is annotated as 60S ribosomal protein L14-2. Gene Ontology annotation, molecular function: structural constituent of ribosome; RNA binding. The record is from RefSeq and is a predicted model, not a curated record. The coding region runs from base 151 to 552 and encodes 133 amino acids. The transcript is spliced from 5 exons. Gene Ontology annotation, cellular component: cytosolic large ribosomal subunit; ribosome. Gene Ontology annotation, biological process: ribosomal large subunit biogenesis; translation. Lineage: Eukaryota; Viridiplantae; Streptophyta; Magnoliopsida; Cucurbitales; Cucurbitaceae.
UCGUAAAUAAGUUAAACAGUCGGUUUUUCCGUCGAAAGGAUUAUUUGGAUCUACGUGGGAAUAAUAAACCCUAGUUUCGAGUUUCGACAUUGGCGCUCUAAAAUCUUCUUUCUUCUCUCGCCCCUCGCUGAAACUCAUCUCACACCGAACAUGCCGUUCAAGAGAUACGUUGAGAUCGGAAGAGUCGCUCUCGUCAACUACGGCGAAGACUAUGGAAAGCUUGUCGUCAUUGUCGAUGUUAUCGACCAGAACAGAGCUUUGGUGGAUGCUCCUGAUAUGGUCAGAUCUCAAAUGAACUUCAAGAGACUUUCUCUCACUGACAUUAAAAUUGACAUUAAGAGAGUCCCUAGGAAGAAGGAACUCAUGGAAGCUAUGAAGGCUGCUGAUGUUCAGAAAAAGUGGGAGGAUAGCUCUUGGGGAAGAAAGUUACUCGUGAAACAAAGAAGGGCAUCACUUAAUGAUUUCGAUAGGUUCAAACUUAUGCUGGCUAAGAUAAAGAGAGCCGGAUUGGUGAGGCAAGAACUUGCUAAGCUGAAAAAGAGUGCAUCUUAGAAAGUGUGUUUCUUAAGCUUCAAAUUUUGUUAUGAGUUAAAGUUAUCAGUUUUGGAUUGUUCUCUCUUGUUUCUUUAGCCUUCAGGAGGCCGCGUUUGUUUUGAGGUCGAUGGAUUCUGGCAUACAGUGUUGUGAGUUUUUUCUUAACUUUUUUCACAAGAUAUCCACACUACUCCAAUUAAGCAUUAAUCUGAAUCUGUUGAUGUUUCUCUGCUUAAUUUUUUAAUUUGAUUUCUGUGCCA